Closterium sp. Naga37s-1 is the source of this 1104-nucleotide messenger RNA. The record is from the annotation of a GenBank genome assembly. Lineage: Eukaryota; Viridiplantae; Streptophyta; Zygnematophyceae; Desmidiales; Closteriaceae.
AUGCCAGCGUCGCGUUCGACCCAGUCUCCCUGCGCCCCUCCUUCCACAUCCUCUGGGGUCUCCCCGGCACCUCCCACGCCCUCUCUCUCGCUGCCUGCCGCGGCCUGCCCCCCUCCCUCGCCGCCAGAGCCGCCAGGCUCGCCCAUGCUGCGAGUCUGGAGGCAGGGGAGGAUGAGGAGGAGGAGGAGCGGGAUGAGGAGGAGAGGAGGGAGGGAGAGGAGGGCAGGGCAUGAGGGGAGAGAAGGCAAGGGGGGAAGAGAGGAGGUCUUGGCAGCGAGGGAGGAGAUCUCCUGUGUUGUUGCCGCUUUUCAGGAAGCCUCCCUUGCUGGUGUUCCGGAGCGGGCGGCGACGGAACAGGCCUGUGCUGAUGUGGCAGCAGUGGCGGCUUUGGCGGGCCUCUCUCCCGAAGCUGAUUCUGCUUUGGUUUCAGAUUCUUCAGUUGGCUCCUCGGGGGGGUAUUCGGGAGGGGCUGACUGGGUUCCUGUUCUGGGGGAGCCCAUGUAUGUGAGGAGGUUCGGCACCAGUAUGCGUGGUACGGUGGUGGCAGUGGGCGGUGGUUCGGGAGAGGGCUCGGCAGAAACAGCAGGUGCUCGGUCUGUGACGGUUCAACUGGGAAAUCUGCGAUUGCAAGUGCAGAGAGCAGACCUCCUUCCCGCCGCCGAUGGCAGUGGUGGUGGUAGGACUGAUGGAGAGGCAGGAAGGAGGGGGCCCACAGGAGGGCUGUUUGGCAGCCAAUGGGAACAUGAUGAUGACAGUAACGAUAGCAGCAGCACGAAUAGUACCAGGGGAUUGAAGCGUGGUUGUCAGUUCCCCUCCCCGUCCUCCUCCUCCUCCACUCCUCUGCCAGUAGUGAGAGAGGCAGCAGUGCAGACAGCGCAAAACACAGUGGAUGUGAGGGGGCGGAGUGCAGAGGAUGCAUUAGCAGCGGUGGACGUAGCAGUGCAGUCCAGCCCGCCUGGUGCUGUGCUCUUCAUUGUGCAUGGGCUGGGCACUGGGGUGCUUCGGGCAGCUGUGCUGAAAUAUCUCUCGGGUAGCCCGCUGGUUUCGCGGCACGAGGCGGAGAGUAGGUUGAAUAUUGGGUGUACUAUUGUUUACAUUGGGUGA